CAUUUCAGUGUGCUCUGCUGCUCCCGAGGAAGCAAGGCCACUGAGGCACUGAGAAGCACUGUAAAUCAUGUCAGGAAAGAAGGUGGCUGUGCUGUGGCUGCUGGCUGUGCUGGGCUCCGUGUCUGGUGGGAAGGUGUUGGUCUGGCCAGUUGACAACAGCCACUGGCUCAACGUGGAAUUUAUCCUGCACGAACUUGUAGUCCGGGGCCAUGAGGUGACUGUGCUGCUGCCUUCGUGCUUCCUUAUCCUCAAUGGCACCGAGCCCUCACCUUUCCAGUUUGAGAUGGUCGAGGUGCCAAUCAGCAAAAGUGAGAUGGCUGCCACAAUGGAGGAAGGUUUCUAUUUUUGGUUCUACGAGGAGAGAAGGUUACCUUUCUGGCAAAGUGCUUACAAGAUGAUUGACGUGCUACGCAAGUUAGAGAAUGUAACCAGAAUCAUUUGUGAUGGAGUUGUGAAGAACAAGGUGCUUAUGGAAAGGCUGAGGGCAUCUGCCUUUGAUGUCCUCCUGGCAGACCCACUGAUGCCCAGCGGGGAGCUGUUUGCAGAGAAGCUGGGUAUCCCUUUGAUAUACACCAUCCGGUUCUCCAUGGGCAACACACUGGAGCGGCUCUGCGGGCAGCUCCCAUCUCCUCCUUCCUACGUGCCAGCCAGCCUAAGCUCCCUAACAGACAGGAUGACCUACACACAGAGGAUAAAAAACAUGUUCUCCUAUGCUCUGCAGGACCUCGCAUACCAUUACAUUCUCUGGAGACACUGGAAUCAAUACUACAGUGAUAUUUUAGGAAGGCCCACAACCCUGUGUGACACAAUGGGGAAAGCAGAGAUAUGGCUAAUCAGAACAUACUGGGAUUUUGAAUUUCCUCGCCCUUUCCUGCCCAACUUUGAGUUCGUUGGAGGACUUCACUGCCAGCCUGCAAAGCCACUGCCAAAGGAAAUUGAAGAAUUUGUUCAGAGUUCAGGGGAACAUGGCAUUGUGAUAUUUUCUCUCGGGUCAAUGGUCUACAACCUAACCAAGGAAAAAAGUGAUGUGAUUGCCAAAGCGCUCAGCCAGCUUCCACAAAAUGUUCUCUGGCGAUACAAAGGUAAAAAACCAGACGCCCUGGGCUCCAACACCAAGAUUUAUGACUGGAUACCCCAAAAUGACCUGCUCGGCCAUCCCUUGACAAAGGCCUUCAUUACUCAUGGUGGGACCAAUGGAAUCUAUGAAGCUAUUUACCAUGGAAUCCCAAUGGUUGGGAUUCCCAUGUUUGCUGACCAGCAUGACAACGUUGCUCACAUGAGGGCAAAAGGAGCUGCAGUUGAGCUGGAUUUCAGCACACUGACAACGCAGGAUCUAGUCGAUGCAGUGAAUACAGUCAUUAACAAUUCUACCUACAAGGAAAGUAUUUUAAAGUUAUCCAAGAUACAUCAUGACCAGCCAAUUAAGCCUCUGGAGAGAGCUGUCUUCUGGAUUGAAUUUGUCAUGCGUCACAAAGGAGCAAAGCACUUGAGACCAGCUGCUCACCAUCUUACCUGGUACCAGUACCACUGCCUGGAUGUUCUGGCAUUCUUGUUCACCUGUGCAGCCAUUGCUGGCUUCAUUCUUAUCAAGUGCUGCAUGUUUUGCUGUAGAAAAUGUAGUAGGGUCACCAAAAAAAAGAAAGAAUAGAUAUGUUGAUCCCAUCAGCAGUCUUUCUUCUCAUACACUGCUUCAGUAAAGCAUUUCUGCAUAUUCCUUGGUAAAUACAAUUAUUAAGAUAUGCUUUAAGUUACGCAUAUCAUGAAGCACCUCAUUCAACUGGGUUGUACUAAAAAAGCAGUUAGAGAGCUGCUUGCUAAGCCAGCAAAUCACUUUUGGCCUCUAUAACAUUGAAUUAUAGAUGUCUAAUCCCUUGGGAAGCUGUUAGCUGAUCACACAGUACUCUUAAAAUGGUAAUUGCUGCUCUAACUUCUCAAAUUUAGUUUGGCAAUCUUUUUAAAUUCAGCCCUUCUGUGGUCCUGCAAUUGGUUUUCUUAGCCUCUGUCCUCCCCCAUAAAGACACCUAUGCUUGGUGAUUCAAAACCGAAACACCUCUCCUGCCUAUAUACCUUUCCAGAUUGAACAGUGAAGCUCUUAAAAAAACACCCAACUGAAAGGCUAACAUCAUAAAAGACAGGGAGCUGCCAAAGUCUAAAGAAGAUUAUCUCAUCCCUUUCUACAAAUGCACUACUUAGUGUUACAUGGGAGAUCAGAGUUCAUCUGAGUCCUGAAACCAGUAGAGAAACUGCUUCCUUUCCUCAGGGAACCACUCCUUUUUCCCAUCCAGUAGGCUUGGAUUCCUACUGCACACAUCAUCAUUCCAAUUACACCACCACAAGUGUGUGAAAAUAACCUAUACGUAACAUGCUUGUGUUAACCACAAAUCCUCUGAGCCAUAGUAACUGACAAAUCACAAAAACCUUGAGGUAGAACAAAGUAGUCAUGUCACACAUGGGAACAACCCAAUAGUUACUUCUCUUGUCUGAAAAUACUGGUGGGAAAAUAAUGCUGCCUAUGGCUCAGACAGUGAUGUUAAAUCACUGUUGCACUACUGAAACUAUUUAAGGAUACCUUACUGAUGAAAACUGAUGCUAUUCAGGCCUCCUGCUGAAGGCGAGGCUAUUCGACUGUUAUGCCAGCAUACUUAAAGAAUCUGCCUUGAUUUUAACUGAUGUUUGUUGUAUUCUGGAUGUUGCAGAUUUGUUUUCAAACAGACUAAGAAAAAUUACCUUUGUUUACAUAAUAAAGUUCCCCUCAAUAUAUUAA
This is a messenger RNA of Lagopus leucura (white-tailed ptarmigan), 2764 nucleotides long. Its product is annotated as UDP-glucuronosyltransferase 2C1-like. Lineage: Eukaryota; Metazoa; Chordata; Aves; Galliformes; Phasianidae. The record is from RefSeq and is a predicted model, not a curated record. The coding region runs from base 68 to 1648 and encodes 526 amino acids. The transcript has 6 exons. Gene Ontology annotation, molecular function: UDP-glycosyltransferase activity.